UCCCGCCGGUUGAAGUUGUCGUCAGGCGCGCCUCGUCGAGAACAGACGUGCCGCUGUGCCCUUUAGUGUCUCGACCAACAAACCCUUCACACACGGUGAAGAAUGUGCUUGUAGCGAAAACCUACACAAGUCCAAGAGGGGCAACAUUGAGCGAGUGAACGAGUGUACAAAGUGAACGUAGCCUAGUGGCCUGUACAUAAGUGUGUACAUACAGUGAUUGUUGGUGCUGGUUGUCAGCCAGCGCGUACGCCGUUGUUCGUGGAUACUGUGUAUCCUCUGCUGCCGUCCUCCUGCUGAGCGCCCACACCCGUCACUCCAGCAGCCAUGGCCGAUACGGGCAGAACAGAUUCGUACCGGCACGCCACGGAUCGAACCAUCCCUGAUGAUAACCGAACCGUGAAAGGGGACCCUAAGUCCACAAAGAAGAUGCCCAAGGCAAAGGCGAAGAAGGGGGAGAAGGAUAUGGACAAUCUGAAGAGGGAGUUGGAACUUGAUGAGCACAAGGUCCCCAUUGAGGAACUCUUCCAGCGACUUAGUGUCAACCCUGACUCAGGUCUAACGCAGGCUGAGGCUCUCCGACGUACAGAACGAGAUGGUCCAAAUGCCCUCACCCCACCCAAGCAGACUCCCGAGUGGGUGAAAUUUUGCAAGAACCUUUUCGGCGGCUUCUCACUCCUCCUGUGGAUUGGAGCCAUCCUCUGUUUCAUUGCCUACUCCAUUGAGGCUGUUUCAGAGGAGGAACCCAACAAUGAUAAUUUGUACCUGGGCAUUGUACUCACAGCUGUCGUGAUCAUCACGGGCGUCUUCUCGUACUAUCAAGAGAACAAGAGUUCCCGAAUCAUGGAAUCAUUUAAAAACAUGGUUCCCCAGUAUGCCAUUGUGGUUCGUGAAGGUGAAAAGCAGAAUGUUCAGGCUGAAGAACUUUGCAUAGGAGACAUCAUCGAGGUGAAAUUCGGUGACCGCAUCCCUGCUGAUGUCCGUGUCAUUGAAGCUAGGGGCUUCAAGGUGGAUAACUCUUCCUUAACUGGAGAGAGUGAGCCCCAGAGUCGUUCUCCAGAAUUCACAUCGGAGAACCCCCUUGAGACCAAGAACCUCGCUUUCUUCUCCACUAAUGCUGUGGAGGGUACUGCCAGGGGUAUUGUGAUCAACAUCGGCGACAACACAGUUAUGGGCCGUAUUGCUGGGUUGGCUUCUGGUCUUGAAACUGGUGAAACCCCCAUUGCCAAAGAGAUCAGCCAUUUCAUCCACAUCAUCACCGGUGUAGCAGUGUUCUUGGGAGUUACCUUCUUCGUCAUUGCCUUCAUCUUAGGCUACCACUGGUUAGAUGCUGUUGUAUUCCUCAUUGGUAUCAUUGUAGCCAAUGUGCCUGAGGGUCUGCUUGCCACAGUCACUGUGUGUCUGACACUCACAGCCAAGCGUAUGGCUGCAAAGAACUGUCUCGUUAAGAACUUGGAAGCUGUAGAAACUCUUGGGUCCACCUCAACCAUCUGCUCAGACAAGACUGGUACCCUGACCCAGAAUCGUAUGACAGUGGCUCAUAUGUGGUUUGACAAUACCAUCAUUGAGGCUGAUACAUCUGAAGACCAGUCUGGCUGCCAAUAUGACAAGACAUCCGAAGGCUGGAAGACACUUUCCAGAAUUGCUGCCCUCUGCAAUCGUGCUGAGUUCAAGACUGGACAAGAGGAAGUAGCCAUCUUGAAACGUGAAGUGAACGGCGAUGCUUCAGAAGCUGCUCUGCUGAAAUGUGUUGAACUUGCUGUUGGAGAUGUAAAGGGCUGGCGAGCACGCAACAAGAAGGUCUGUGAGGUUCCAUUCAAUUCCACAAACAAAUAUCAGGUGUCCAUACACGACACCGAGGAUAAGAAUGACCCCCGCUACCUCCUCGUCAUGAAGGGUGCCCCAGAGAGGAUCCUGGAACGCUGCUCAACCAUUUAUAUCAAUGGCGAAGAAAAGCCCCUCGAUGAAGAAUUGAAGGAAUCUUUCAACAACGCCUACCUAGAACUGGGAGGCCUUGGAGAGCGUGUACUUGGUUUCUGUGACUACAUUUUGCCUUCUGAUAAGUAUCCUCUUGGAUAUCCCUUUGAUUCAGAUAAUCCCAACUUCCCAGUACAUGGCCUGCGAUUUGUGGGUCUCAUGUCCAUGAUUGAUCCUCCUCGUGCAGCUGUGCCCGAUGCCGUAGCAAAGUGCCGAUCGGCCGGUAUUAAGGUUAUCAUGGUUACGGGUGAUCACCCUAUCACUGCCAAGGCCAUUGCUAAGUCUGUGGGUAUCAUUUCUGAAGGUAAUGAAACUGUAGAAGACAUUGCCCAGAGACUGAACAUCCCCAUCAAGGAGGUUGACCCCCGUGAAGCCAAGGCUGCUGUUGUCCACGGCUCAGAACUGAGAGACAUGACCUCCGAGCAGUUGGACGACAUUCUCAUUCACCACACCGAGAUUGUAUUUGCCCGUACCUCACCCCAGCAGAAACUGAUCAUUGUUGAAGGUUGCCAGCGUAUGGGUGCCAUUGUUGCUGUGACUGGUGAUGGUGUAAAUGACUCCCCUGCCCUCAAGAAGGCUGACAUUGGUGUUGCUAUGGGUAUUGCCGGAUCAGAUGUGUCCAAGCAGGCUGCCGACAUGAUCUUGCUGGACGACAACUUUGCAUCUAUUGUUACGGGCGUUGAGGAGGGAAGACUUAUCUUUGACAACCUCAAGAAGUCCAUUGCCUACACCUUGACCUCCAAUAUUCCCGAGAUCUCGCCAUUCUUGUUCUUCAUGAUCGCCUCCGUGCCUCUGCCCUUGGGUACCGUCACCAUUCUCUGCAUCGAUCUGGGUACUGACAUGGUGCCUGCCAUUUCCCUUGCCUAUGAGGAAGCUGAAUCUGAUAUUAUGAAGCGCCAGCCCCGCAAUCCAUUCACCGACAAGCUUGUGAACGAGAGGCUCAUCUCUAUGGCCUAUGGUCAGAUUGGUAUGAUUCAGGCCUUGGCAGGAUUCUUUGUGUACUUUGUGAUCAUGGCAGAGAAUGGCUUCCUCCCUCCCAAACUCUUUGGUAUCCGUGAGAAGUGGGACUCCAAGGCCAUCAAUGAUCUGGAGGACCACUAUGGCCAGGAAUGGACAUACUACGACCGCAAGGUUCUUGAGUACACAUGCCAUACUGCUUUCUUCGUCUCCAUCGUGAUUGUGCAAUGGGCAGAUUUGAUCGUCUGCAAGACCCGACGUAACUCCAUCGUUCACCAGGGCAUGAAGAACAUGGUGCUGAACUUUGGAUUGUGUUUCGAAACUACACUGGCUGCCUUCCUCUCAUACACCCCAGGAAUGGACAAGGGUCUUCGUAUGUACCCCCUGAAGUUCUACUGGUGGCUGCCAGCCCUUCCCUUCUCCUUACUCAUCUUUGUUUAUGACGAGUGUCGCCGAUUCAUCCUGCGUAGGAACCCCGGAGGUUGGAUGGAAAUGGAGACUUAUUAUUAAGGCGUUUUUACAGAGCACAAGAAUGGCCAUCAUCAUCAGCAGCCUCCCCACAGCCAGCACUUGUGUCGCUAUACUCGUGUUUCUCUGAUGCCCAAUAAUGGAAAUUUAUUUAAUAUCCCAAUGAGAAAAUUUGUAGUUGAGCCUGAGAAUAUAUAGUAAAGGAGAGUGUUGGUGGCUCUGUAAUGUGCUCUCCCAUAUGAUUCCAUAUUUCUUUGUUACUUACUGAGAAUUUUAAUGUCAUUAUGGUUGUUUCUAAUUUUCCCCCAUUGUUAUAUAUAAGAUUUUUAGUAAGUAACAAUGAGAUAUUUGUACAGAAUCCUGGUGAAGGAUAUAAUAAAGACAAAACAGUGACACUUCAAGAAUGCACCAGAACUUGAACUGAGGUUUACGCAGCCUCGGACUCCCGCUCCAGGCUGCAGGUGUCAGAAAGCAGGGAGUCUCAUAAGAAUUUAGAAAACUAGUGAUAAAAAGAUAUUUAAGAUAUUUAAAAAAGAUUUUAAUUAUAGUAUAUAUUAUAGUAUAUAUAUAUAUAUAUAGUACAUGUGUAAUAUAUAUAUAUAUAUAUAUAAUAUACAAAUGUAUAUAUUUAUAUAUUAUAAUAACAUACAUAUACAUAAGAGAUAUACACAUAUAUUUAAUACCUAUUCAGUGGCUCAAGAGAUAGUUAUCUAAUAAUGCCUGUUAAGGUUUUUGGAAGGGGAACCUUGCUUUCUGACACAAGUAGCCCUGGCGAAGUUUGUCUCAUCUGUUAAAUUUUGUGUAAAUUUUAGUGCACAUGAGUAGAAGUGUGAUGGCUACAGAACUGCAGCCAAAAUCAAGUGUAAAAAAUAUUGUGUAGAUAGUCUGUAGACAGCCCCAAUCUUCAUGAAACGACCUAGUUUGCAAGACUGUUUUCAUAUUGAUCAUAAUCAUUAUUCGGAGUCGAGUUGUUACAGCUGUACUGCUCAAACCUUAUCCCACGUUCGUUGGUUAAUGUUUUAAUGCUUAGGUUUAUUUUAUGUUCUCCCUCGAUGGAUAUGUAUUAACAUUUUUGCAUAUGUGCAGUAAAAUCUGAAAGAUAAUACAUUUUAACCUACAAAGUAAAUGUGUAAUUUAAUUUGAUCCCUUUACAUAGUAAUGCCUUAUAAUCUGCUCUAAACUCUGCUUCGGUUCUUGAAAUUUCUCAAAAAGUGACACAUUGGGUCCGUAACAUUCCACACUAAAGUACCAGCUUUGCACACUGAAUUUGCUUUUUCUCUCCUUUUUUUAUUAGAAGCCGGUCAUUGGUAGAGGUAGGGUUUUUCAUCUAGCUCCUAGGUAUGCAAAAAAAAAAUUCCUAGCUCCAAACCUUAUGCUUUGUACCUUGAGAGUGAAGCCCGUUUAGAAAGUGCGCAUGAAGUAGGACGAAUGCAUGACUACAGUGUAAUAAAAUACUGGUUAUUUUCCUUCAUUGUUAUCCCAAGAGCAUUCAUCAUAACAAAAUUGAGCCUUCUACCUCUGUAGUUCCUGCUCAGCUUCUACCAAGUCAUGUUGAAGCUUAGUUUUUGGUGUAAACACAUAUUUAGUUUGUGGAUAGAUGAAUUAAGAGUGGUUGAAAUGCCUGGUUGUCUGUUUAACCAUUCAGAAUGAAUCUCAGUGGCAACAAAACUGAUUUAUGUUUACCACAAAAACUGUGCUGAAUCUAGCUGCCAGGUGUAGGAUCUUGUUGUUUUAGAGUUUAAAUUAUUUGAUCAUACUGUAUGUGAACGGUUGAUGGAGGUCUUGUUGUCGAGGAGACUUGUGACAAGCAAGGAACCAUUGCCUCUGCGUGACCUGCAGCAAACACUGUGGUUCAGUGUGGUAGCCAAAUACAGUGUGAUGUCGUGCUUGUCAUCCUUCCAAGCUUCGUACUAAAGCAACUAGCUGUGGGUCGGCCUUUGUACAUAGGAGAUAAAGAUAUCAUAAUAAUUAAUGGUAAGAGUAAUAUUAAAUAUCAAGGCAAAUAUAUCUUGUUAUAAAGCAGCACUAAUGUCACUUAGACUCUUAAUUUUUCUUAGAGGCAGGGGAGGAGCUUACAUGCUCUGUUAGUACGACUCAAACUAUCCGGGCACCAUCUAGUGCUCAUACCACCCAGAGACAUUAAGGGAAUGUCUCUUUGUGCCAGAGUGUUAAGUUACCUGUUGAUUCCCUGCCUCAGUUUCCAUGUUAAUAAAGGGAAAAUUUUGAAAACUGGUCACAACAUUAUCAUUUAUUUUAAAAGUUCAAGAUUUUGGAUCUACUCCAAGUGCUGGAUUCAACAAUAAAGUGUUUGAAAAUU
Molecule: messenger RNA, 5716 nt
Organism: Homarus americanus (American lobster)
Lineage: Eukaryota; Metazoa; Arthropoda; Malacostraca; Decapoda; Nephropidae
Gene: Atpalpha
Product: sodium/potassium-transporting ATPase subunit alpha-like
Exons: 15
Coding region: 325-3441 (1038 amino acids)
Biological process (GO): intracellular sodium ion homeostasis; sodium ion export across plasma membrane; intracellular potassium ion homeostasis
Cellular component (GO): membrane
Molecular function (GO): ATP binding; P-type sodium:potassium-exchanging transporter activity; ATP hydrolysis activity
Source: RefSeq, a predicted model, not a curated record